Penicillium manginii is the source of this 2721-nucleotide messenger RNA. RefSeq names its product histidine biosynthesis bifunctional protein hisB. Gene Ontology annotation, molecular function: zinc ion binding; imidazoleglycerol-phosphate synthase activity; hydrolase activity. The transcript has 10 exons. The record is from RefSeq and is a predicted model, not a curated record. The coding region runs from base 1 to 2721 and encodes 906 amino acids. Lineage: Eukaryota; Fungi; Ascomycota; Eurotiomycetes; Eurotiales; Aspergillaceae. Gene Ontology annotation, biological process: L-histidine biosynthetic process.
AUGCUUAUCGGCUUGUGUGGAGGCAUCUGUGCCGGCAAGCAUGCAAUUGCCGAGUACCUCAUUGAGCAUCAAGGCUUUCAGCUUUUAGAACUCGCUAGUCAACCAUCGCAUCGCACUAUCACCGACGAUAUCGAUGACAAUCUACGACUCCAAGCUUCCCAAGUUAGCAAGUCCGGUGCCACGCCGCCCGAACACAUCUUCCAAACGCCCGAAUCCCUUCUCGAUUUCGUGACAAAACAUUGGCAAGAACGCUGGGUUACCACAGAUAUUGCAGAUGGCGCAACCCUCGAUCGCUUCAUUUUACGCCCAUUCUUCCUACUCGUGAGCGUUGACGCCCCCGUGAGCCUCCGCUGGAAGCGAUUCUCCGACCGAUGCUGGCGAAGACAACUCGACCCGCCAGAUCUCGAGAAAUUCGUUCUCUGGAAUGACCGUCACCUUUAUGAGAGGGAUAUUGGGCGUGUCUACCUGACCGAUCGAGCUCAAGUUCGCCUAUUCAACUCAUCCUCAUCACUCGAAGAACUCCACCAGUCUCUACAAACACUUGACCUUGGAGAUGAGCAACGACUCAGACCCAACUGGGAUCAAUAUUUCAUGCAGCUCGCGUCCCUUGCGGCGCAGCGAAGUAACUGCAUGAAGCGGCGUGUGGGAUGCGUUCUUGUUCGAGAACGCCGGGUCAUCAGCACAGGGUACAACGGGACUCCAAGGCAUCUGACGAACUGUAAUGAAGGCGGAUGUCCUCGUUGUAAUCGCGGCGAUGGAGGCGGCGUUGGUCUUUCUACUUGUCUAUGUCUGCAUGCGGAGGAGAACGCGCUUCUGGAAGCGGGCAGAGAGCGCAUUCGAGAGGGUGCGAUUCUAUACUGUGAUACGUGUCCGUGCUUGACAUGCACCGUCAAGAUUGCUCAAGUUGGAAUCUCCGAGGUGGUCUACGCCCAAGGUUACAACAUGGACGAAUCGAGUGCCACCAUUCUUAAGUCCGCAGGCUUUAGAGUAAAUGUGGAGCUCUCGACCGCACCCCCACCAUCUUCUGCUAUUCUGCCCGGCAGAAAAGAGUUGAACGGUCCCUUCAUCAUGCCAACUGUUCACCUUCUCGACUACGUUGCGGGGAACAUCCGCUCCCUGGUCAACGCGAUCAACCAGGUUGGAUAUGAAGUGGAGUGGGUUAAGACCCCGGAGGAUGUGAAGAAUGCGGACAAAUUGAUCCUCCCCGGUGUCGGCCACUUCGGCCACUGCCUCUCCCAACUCGAAAAGGGCGGCUUCCUAGGCCCAAUCAAACAGCACAUCGACUCCGGUAAGCCCUUUAUGGGUAUCUGUGUUGGUCUCCAGGCUCUCUUCCAAGGUUCCGACGAAGAUUCUGCCGUCCCGGGACUGGGCGUCAUCCCCAUCCAUAUCAAACAGUUCGACGACAAGACCAAGAGCGUGCCGCACAUCGGAUGGAACUCUGCGAAGAACCAGGGAGAAGGAUCGAAGGAUCAAAGCUUCUUUGGCUUGCGACCGGACAGCAAAUACUAUUACGUUCACUCCUACGCGGCGCCCUACACGCCGGGUGUCUUGGAGAAGGACGGCUGGUCUGUCGCAACGGCGACCUACGGCGAGGAGGAAUUCAUCGGCGCGGUCAGCCGUGGAAAUAUCUUUGGCACACAAUUUCACCCGGAGAAGAGUGGUGUUGCAGGAUUACGGGCUCUCCGCGCAUUCUUGAACGGUGACCAGGUCACCCCUCUCCCGAAAGAAUUAGCCGCCAGCAAGGAAGAUGGCCUGACUCGCCGAGUCAUCGCCUGUCUUGACGUGCGAGCCAACGACAACGGCGACCUGGUUGUCACAAAGGGCGAUCAAUACGAUGUGCGUGAAAAGAGUGGCGUCGAUGCGGGCGGCCAGGUCCGAAACUUAGGAAAGCCCGUCGAUAUGGUCAAGAAGUACUACGAACAAGGAGCCGACGAAGUCACGAUCCUGAACAUUACUUCUUUCCGCAACUGCCCGCUGGUCGAUACACCCAUGCUUGAGAUUCUGCGCCGGGCAUCGGAGACAGUUUUCGUCCCGUUGACUAUUGGCGGCGGCAUCAAGGACACAGUCGACACUGACGGCACUCACGUCCCAGCACUGGACGUGGCGACAAUGUACUUCAAGUCCGGCGCUGACAAGGUCAGCAUCGGCUCUGACGCCGUUUUCGCUGCGGAGGAAUACUACGCCGCUGGCAAGAAGCUGAGCGGCACUACUGCCAUCGAAUCCAUCUCAAACGCAUACGGCAAGCAAGCUGUCGUGGUCAGCAUUGAUCCCAAGCGAGUCUACGUCGAUAAGCCCGAAGACACCCACCACCACACCUUGAAAACCGCCCACCCCAACGAAGCCGGUCAAAGCUACUGCUGGUAUCAAUGUACCGUCAAGGGCGGCCGUGAGACUCGCGACAUGGAUGUACGCGAACUGGUGCAGGCCGUCGAGGCCAUGGGUGCUGGCGAGAUCUUGCUGAACUGCAUCGAUAAGGAUGGUAGUAACAGCGGCUUUGAUCUGGAAUUGAUUAAUGAUGUCAAGGCCUCUAUCAAGAUCCCUGUCAUUGCCUCUAGUGGUGCUGGCCUGCCGGCUCACUUUGCUGAGGUCUUUAGCAAGACGACUACCGAUGCUGCGUUGGGUGCUGGUAUGUUCCACCGAGGUGAAUACACCGUCAGCCAGGUCAAGGAUCACCUCCAAGAGGGAGGAUUCCUCGUCCGUCAAUUUGAGGCGACAAUUUAA